AUGACCGAGUCAAGUUUGUCUUCCGCUCAAGUGGACUUGAGCCCUCAUGUGACAAUCCAGCCUCCUCUUUCUCGCUGUGGACACGGUCCAGGACUGAUUCUCAUUCGACCUCUUUGUUACGCGACAUGUCAGCAGCAAAACAAGACGCUUGAUCCAGAACCCCUCAAAAAAUGGGCAGAGGAAAGCUUUACAGUGGCGCAGAUUACCGUGGAUGAGAAGUCUGCCAUUGAUAUAUCGUCUCUACGAGAGCUUCUUCAAGAAGCUGAGCGUGGCUUAACAGAGAGGCUAGAGUGCGACACGAAGGAGAAGCUUGGAUUGAUAGUGUACGGAUCAAAGGAAGAUUAUGCUCCCCAGUUUGAGGGCAGUCUGCAAGGUGCACUAGUUCAAGGCACAGCUCUGAUCGCCGCAGUAUUUUUCGAUUCUUGGAACAUUCCAUUCUUCCAGUCAACCCUUUUCCAGCUGUCUAGCCCAAUAAAAGGUGAGAAGAAGGAAGAGGAAGGAAAAACCACACACAUAUACUCCAACGUAUCCGCUCCCAGCUUCAUGAUCCCCGGCCACCCCGAUUUCAAGAUAUCGACAGCAGGAGUAGCUCACACGCGGAGUGUCGGAUUUGUUAAAAAGCACAUGGGCGGCCCAUUUUUUGACCUUGAGAAGAUCUGGGACGAGCACACGUAUUAUGAAUUUGAAGUGCGCUCGGUCGAAAAGACAAUGGCGACGAUGGUCUCGGAGCCUUACGUGAACCAUGUGCCAACUCUAACAGGAGGCAUUGGACGAGCUCGUUUAAGUCACUUUUAUCUCAAUCACUUCAUCUUCAACAACCCCGAUGAUACAGCCUUGGAGCUUAUUAGUCGGACAGUCGGCACCGACCGUAUUGUGGACGAGUUUAUAUUUGUCUUCACUCAUGUGAAGGAGAUAGACUGGAUGAUCCCCGGAAUUCCUCCUACGGGCAAUCACGUUCGCGUUCCAUUUACAUCUGUAGUCAACAUCCGCGGAGAUCGCUUAUUUCAUGAACACAUUGCAUGGGACCAAGCAACAGUACUUGUGCAGCUGGGUCUAUUACCCGAAUAUCUGCCUUUCCCAUAUGCACUGCCCGAUGGAUCUGUGCCAGCACAUGGGAAACGGUUCGAGUACCGUGUGCCAGCAGCGGGCGCCGAGAGUGCCGCGAAACUCCAGAAUGAGCAUGAAGUGCCCUCUAACCAGAUGUUCGAGUAUAAGAUCCGUGAGGUCAAUGAUUGA
Penicillium mononematosum is the source of this 1236-nucleotide messenger RNA. RefSeq lists its product as uncharacterized. The coding region runs from base 1 to 1236 and encodes 411 amino acids. The record is from RefSeq and is a predicted model, not a curated record. NCBI's taxonomy places the organism in Eukaryota, Fungi, Ascomycota, Eurotiomycetes, Eurotiales, Aspergillaceae. The transcript has 3 exons. Gene Ontology annotation, biological process: polyketide metabolic process.